Molecule: messenger RNA, 504 nt
Organism: Fusarium graminearum PH-1
Lineage: Eukaryota; Fungi; Ascomycota; Sordariomycetes; Hypocreales; Nectriaceae
Exons: 3
Coding region: 1-504 (167 amino acids)
Source: RefSeq, a predicted model, not a curated record
AUGUCUGUCACAGACAAGAGCCAGUUUGACAUAUCUCAUAAGGGUCUUUACACGAUGCGUUGCAAUGCUAUUCCCAUAAAGACGGCUGGUGGCAUGAGGGCUGCAUAUAACAAACAUGCAGAACAAUUAUCCAUACGAGGUGAAUUUCUAUUGCUAAUCUCAUAUGACGGCAAUUGCAAAACACGUUGCUGUAGCAUAGAAAAGGCAAAAUCGUUCGUCUUCUCAUAUCAUCUCAUCGGCUACGGCAAACAGAUCAAAACUGUCAUUAUGACAGAUCCCUUUCAGCAUGGGACGUUUCUGUCAAGUGUCCUAAGAAACAGUCGAUUCCUGCUCGGGCGUGGCCGAACAGGGUCGUGGUCGAAAGAAUCUAGGCGCAUGACGCACAGCCAUCCGAAAAGGUCACCGUCGGCACAGCAAACCCUGGGUGUCGGCCCAGACACAGUAAAGAGCUCCAGAAAAUUCGGCAAAAGUCUUGGCUCAGUUUCUGUCAAGAAGGCCAAGUGA